UACUAUGGGCCGUAAGGAACCACCAAUCUUAUACUAUUGUGUGCUUCUGGGCUUCCGGGCCAUACCAAAUAGCUGAACCACCCACCAACAACUACCAACAACCACCGCCAUCACCUCUGCCACCGCCCACCACAUAAAUCCACCACCCCACCUCCAAAAAAACCUAAUUUUUCCAAUACCCAAAACUUGCAAAAGCACAAUAUCUUCAAAAUUCAUCAAACACCAAUAUCCAUGGCUACUCCUUCAUCUCCCCCACCCCUCCUCCUUCCUCCCCCUGAAUCAAAUCAACCCCAAAUCUCCCCAAACCCCCCAAUCCCAUCACCCCAGAAGAAAACUCAACCUAUACCAUGGACCCAUCAAGAAACUUUCAAUUUAAUCCAAGCUUAUCAGGAAAAAUGGUACUCUCUCAAAAAGGGUCAGCUCAAAGCUAGCCAAUGGGAAGAAGUCGCCAUUACAGUCGCAGCUCGUUGCGGCUUCGAUGAGCCGUCGAAAUCCGCCACCCAAUGCCGUCACAAGAUCGAGAAGCUUCGGAAACGUUAUCGGGCUGAGAGACUCAAACCCUACCCGAAUUCCUGGCAGUAUUUUGACCUAAUGGAUCGUAUGGAACGUGGGCCUUUACCAAUUGCUGCUCAUCCUGUUGCAAUGGUGAAAUGCCAGAAUUCGAAUUCUACGUCUGAUCAGAGGUAUUAUGAUACUGAUAGUGAUGAAGUCGAUGUUAGUUUUAUGGAUUUAAGGAAAAAUAAGUGUAAAAGUAUUAAUCAUAUUGUUCGUGGCGAAAUGGGUAUGAUGGGUGUUAAUGUUGUUGCUGAUAAUAGAAAUGUGAAUAGGAUGGUGAAAGAUCGAAACUUUGACCCUAUGAGAGUGAUGAAGAAUUCAAUGAAUGAGAAAAGGAAAGGGUAUUUCGAGAAUGUAGGUAUUAAUAACGACGAUGAUGAUGUUGAUGAAGAGGCGAAUGAAGAGGAAGACGACGUGGAUGGAGAAGGAAGUGUUGGAGGGAUUGAAUUAGCUGCAGAGAUAAGGGGAUUUGCCGAGAGGUUUAUGAGAAUGGAGAGUAAGAAGAUUGAGAUGAUGAAGGAGACAGAGAGGUUUAGGAUGGAAAUGGAGAAAAGGAGAAUGGAAAUGAUUCUUGAAACACAGAGGAAUCUAAUUGAUACAAUCAAUAGUGUCGUUGGAUCGCAUAAGAAAGUGAAGGUUGCUCACGAAUUUUGAACUCGUUUGCAACAUCUCUUGGUAUGGAAAGAAGUCGUUGAUGCUAAAAGAACACGAGGUUUCAUCAAGUUUACGCCUUUUUUUCAGUUUGUGUCCAAGAAAAUUGGUGUUAAGCAUAGUGGGAUGUUCUUAUUUAUGGGGCAUUUUCAUUCUUCUAACAUUUGUUUCUUAAUUAUUGUUAGGAAUAAUUAGCAUUUCUGUCACUUGUGUUAGUAGAAAUGUAAAUUUAUUCUGUGCUGGAUUUGAGCUAACCAAACAAAUUCAGAGUACUCUUGGUUGGUUGUUCAACAUCAACAAUUGCAAUAAGAUAUAUCCUUUUUCCACUUGUUAACA
This is a messenger RNA of Solanum pennellii, 1542 nucleotides long. RefSeq names its product trihelix transcription factor ASIL1. The record is from RefSeq and is a predicted model, not a curated record. Gene Ontology annotation, molecular function: transcription cis-regulatory region binding. The transcript has a single exon. The coding region runs from base 232 to 1209 and encodes 325 amino acids. NCBI's taxonomy places the organism in Eukaryota, Viridiplantae, Streptophyta, Magnoliopsida, Solanales, Solanaceae. Gene Ontology annotation, cellular component: nucleus.